AUGUACCUAGUAGACAUUCAAAAGCCUACUAGAAAAUGUUCUGGGGCGGAUUGUGACAAAGAAGCCAGCGCUUUGCAAUGUCCAACAUGUCUCAAGCUAGGUAUCAAGGAUAGUUACUUCUGCUCUCAAGACUGCUUCAAAAAGAAUUGGUCUACACACAAGGCAGAGCAUAAGAUUCAAAAUGGCGAUGCAGGUACCGGACUCUACAACCCCUUCCCGACAUUCCCCUAUGUUGGCUCUGUUAGACCCGUAUAUCCACUUUCCCCGCGACGACCUGUACCUCAAACCAUCCUACAUCCCGAUUGGGCCGAGACUGGCAUCCCGAGGCGUGAAAUGCGCCUGAGCAGGUCUAAGUGGGACUUGUUGGAUGCGAAAGGUCAGGAGGGUAUGCGCAAGGUAUGCAGGCUAGCCCGAGAAGUGCUCGAUAUCACGGCUGCUGCCAUGAAACCUGGUGUGACCACGGAUUAUCUAGACGAAAUAUGCCACAAUGCUUGCGUUGAGCGAGAUUCGUAUCCAUCUCCACUCAACUAUAACAACUUUCCCAAGUCAUUGUGCACCUCCCCUAACGAGGUUGUAUGCCACGGCAUCCCUGACCAACGAGUUCUUCUCGAUGGCGAUAUCCUCAACCUCGACAUUUCCAUAUACCAUGGCGUGUAUCAUGCCGAUCUGAACGAGACCUAUUAUGUUGGCGAUAAGGCCAAAGCGGAUGCAGAUUUGGUCAGACUAAUCGAAACAACGCGCGAGGCCUUGGACAUGGCCAUCGAGAUUAUAAAACCAGGUGUACCGAUUCGGCAGUUCGGCAAGAUCAUUGAGAAGCACGCAGCUUCUAGAAACCUUGUCGUCAUGAAGACUUGGGGUGGUCACGGUAUCAAUUCGGAAUUCCAUCCUCCCCCCUGGAUUCCCCAUUAUGCAAAAAACAAGACCGUCGGAACUUGUAAGCCUGGGAUGACUUUCACGAUCGAACCGAUUUUGGCUCUGGGGAACAAUGGAGAAGUCAGUUGGCCGGAUAACUGGACCAACGUAACGGCGGACGGCAAAUGGACAGCACAGUUUGAACAUACCUUGCUCGUCACCGAAACAGGCGUCGAAGUUUUGACAGCUAGAUUGGAAAAUUCUCCAGGGGGGCCAAUCCCCAUGCCUGAGGCUGCGAGCGGAAAUGCUGAAUAAAUUAUAGCAGUGGGCCAGGAAGAUCCAUGGAUUUAUUCAGCUGGCUCCUAAAUAUAUAUUGGCUUGAUGCAUCUAGUUAACCCUAUAAAUUGUAGGUUCAAUUUUCAAUAGAUCUUCACCCCUCUCAUCUCUUGGCGUUAAAUGAGCGAGACAGCUUACUGAAUGGAUCUCAGUGGGCGCCCCUUUUCAAAGCUGGGCUUUGUCUG
Messenger RNA from Hypoxylon fragiforme, 1373 nucleotides. Its product is annotated as methionine aminopeptidase 1. Gene Ontology annotation, biological process: proteolysis. Gene Ontology annotation, molecular function: metalloaminopeptidase activity. The record is from RefSeq and is a predicted model, not a curated record. Bases 1 to 1167 code for a protein of 388 amino acids. Lineage: Eukaryota; Fungi; Ascomycota; Sordariomycetes; Xylariales; Hypoxylaceae. The transcript is spliced from 6 exons.